ACGUUAACAAUUCUUGAUCAAUUAUUAGAAAUGUUGAAGCGCCGUGAAAAUGAAUUAAUAGUAUUGGCUUUACGUGUAAAAUGGGAACGUGAACUUGGUAAAGCAUUGAGCGUUCGAGAUAGAAUAACAAGUGAAAUUAAUGAAUUUAUCCUAAAUCGAGGCAGGUGGAAACCACCAGUUUCACCCAGAGAAGAUGGCUGGUUUAUUGAUUCACCUCAACUUAGGCAACGUGAGGUUACAUCAGAAGCUCAAACACAUAAUAAUAAUAUCGAAGACUUUGAAAAUAAUAUUAUUCCUCCGACGGGUGAAAUUUUUGAUGAAUUAGUCGAUUCAUCGAAUGUACCAGUUCCAGAACAUUUACUUGUGAAACAAGAAAACAUUGAAGAAGGGGAUCUUCAAGAUUUAAAAGAUUAUUUUACUUUCGCAAGAGACGUUAUAACACAACGAAAACAAGUUCUAGAUUAUGCAGAGGCUGCAGGAAACACUCAUACAAAAGGAAUUAGUUUAAAGGAUGAAUUGAUUAAAGAAGAAGAAAAUCCACGCGGUGGAUCAGUGGAAAAGGACUAUCUUGCACGCGUUAAUGAACUUAACAACCGAGUCGAAACUUCAUGGAAUUCAAUGGCUAUGAAAGUUAUCUAUCCAGAACAUAAUAGUCAUGACCCUGCCGAAAAUGAUAUUGUUCGUGAAGGUGUUAUCGCUUAUCACAAAAACUUGCAAGCGUUACAGCAGGAAACCAAUGAAGCGUUAAAAAAUUAUCAACGUGCUUUACGGUUUGUCAAAAUGGCCGAAGAGAAUAAAAAGGAAGCUGCCCGUUUGGAAGAAUGGAUUACCAAAAAGGAUGAUUUUGUCAAAAAUCGUAAAUUUGACAUUUUUCAAGAACCUUGUAGAUUCUCUGCCAAAAGUAUAGAAGAUUACGUUACUGGAAAUGCUCAAAUAGUCAUGGAUGUUCAUGAUUUUGACAAGGAUGAGCUCAAAGUUCUUCAAACAAGAGUUGCUGGAUUAGUUGCUGAAAUAAAAUCUGUCGGAACAAAAUGUGUAAAUACCGAAGAGCUCAAUAAUAUGAUGGCCAACCUAAAUUCAAAACUUGGUGUACUUCAAGAUAAUAUUCAAAUCCUACGCCAACGUGAACCUGAUGAGGUGGAUGCUGCACAAAAACGACUCGCUUGGGAAGAUUCAUAUAAAGAUUCUCGUAAAUUUAUUGACUCCUCUCUCAAGGAAUCAAAAGAAUUUAUGGCAUCUAAAGCUUCAUGGAAUACUAAAACUCCUGAAGAUAAGUCUGCACGUGAAGGUCUCGAACAAGAAUAUUCUAUAUUCAAAGAAAAAGUUGAAACUCAUUUACAGAUGUUUGAAACUGAUCAUAAAUCAAAAUAUGACGCAUUUAUUGAAGCGAGCGAAAAGCUAAACGAUAAAGACCGCAGGAACAAUAUUGAAAAACGACAAUCCAAUCUCGAAAAUGAUGCAAACAAACUCAAUGAACACGUAUAUUAUGCUCGCGAUCUCUUAGAUCAACGUGCUGCUGCUGUCGAGUAUAAUUUCGAAGCAACAGUUUUGGACAAAGUUGCAACCGAACUUAAGGCUAGUUUGAUUGAAGCAGAGAAAAAUGUUUCAAAAGGUCCUAGUGAAAUUGAUUUUGAUACAAACAUAAAAGAUUUCAGCCAAAAAGUUAAAAAUAUAUGGGAAGAAUAUGGAUCAAAAAUCCCAUAUCCUUCAAGUCCUAUUAUGAACGAAGUAAAAGUUACUAAAAAUGCGGUUAUUAAAGAGUCUGCUCAGAAACGACUUUCUUCUUUAGAAUCUAUGGGUGAAGAAUUAGAAAAAUUACAUGAGACUUAUCAAUCCUCUCUAGCACUCCAAGCACGUGCUAAUGAAUGCAUGAAAGAUUCUUCACGUGUACAAGAUUGGAUAGCUGAACGAUUAAAAGACCUUAAUGAUCGCAAAAUUGAUCCAUUAGCCCAAGAUUGCUUAUGGAAUGAAUCUCAAGUUCGUGAGAUGAUUGAAGAACAUGAAAAAUUCAAACAAGAAAAUACUAAAGUUGAUAUUGAAGACGUUAGCCAAGUUCGUCGUAACCUUGAAACGUUGCUUGAGGAUAUCAAGAAAGCAAAUUGUAAAAGCGUUGACCAAAAACCACUUCGCGAUGCAUUGGACAAUCUCAACAAAAACUUUAGUGAUCUGCAAAACUCAUCAUCUUUGCAUCAAUUAGAUCUUAAUGUGUUGCAAGAACGUGCCAAAUGGGAAGAUUUAUACGGACCUAAUUCUACAUUACUUAAUGACUUAACAAAUCAAGUUAAUGACUUUAUUGCCAAUAAAGCAAGGUGGUCACCCGAAACUGCUGUACCAGAAUCCGACUUGCAGCAAGAGUUUACGGACUUUAAGCAAAAAGUUUCAGAAUUUGAAGAAAAACCAUUAGCAUUAACUAAAUCUGCAUAUAAUGACAUGAAAUCAGCAAUAAAAUCAUUUCUAUCACAACAACCACCACCACAUAUUGCAAACCGUCAUGUUGAAUUCAUCCAACAUUAUGAUAACUUGAUUGGGCGUAUGGAUUUGGCUAAGCAAGUAUUGGAUCAACGAGAUGCUAUUGACGCUUACCUCAACCAAUCCAACGUUGUUGAAAAUGAAGGCAUUUCAUUAAAAGCUUUGCUGAAAUCUACUGAAGAAAGUUGUGAAGCUGAUCCAGGAUUCGCUGAAAAAAUUGCUACCUUUAAUGAGUCUUUAAACAAUUUGAAAAAGGAUUUUGUUGCAAAGAUACUUUACCCCAAAGACAAGAUAUCAGACAAAGAUGUUAAUGCAUCAAUCAAGCAGGUGGUGGAUGAACGUAUGGAUGAACUUGAAAAGUUAUCCAAAGAGAUUGACAGCCAAUUCAAUUCGUAUAAAAAAACAAUGGAAUUUUCAGGAGAACUUAAUGAUGCACUUGCAAACGCUAAAAGAAUUGAAGAUGAACUUGAUCAAUUCAUCUUUGAAAAAGCAUCAUGGCAAACACAAGAUCCGGAUAUAAGAAAAGAUGUUGAUUCAAUGAUCAAAAAUUUAUUGUCUGAAUUGGAUGAAAUCAAUAAUAAAGUUGCAGGAUUUGAAAAGAAAACGCUCAAGUCUAUGAAUGCUAAAUUCGAUGAAUAUCAAAAUGUCAUGAAUUCAGACGAAAAGGAUGUUCCAGAACAUGUUGAGAAGCUUCAUAAAGAAUUAAAUGAAUUACUAAAUGACUUGAAAUCUCUCGACGAUUUUGCUAGAGAAAUUAUUAAGCAACGUAAAGAUGUCACAGAAUACAUGAAUAACAGUGCUAUGUUAGAAAAGGAGGCACGAGAAAUUCAAAAGAUCCUUUUAACUAACGAACCAAGCUCACCCGGAGGAGAAGGAAAUACAGUUUCUAACGCUGUCGACACUUUUGCAGAUAGAGUUGAACGUUUAUGGGAUGAUGAUGCUUCAAAAAUUGAUUAUCCAAAAUGUAUGAUACAGAAUGAUAAGGACCGAAUAGGUCGAGCGGGAGAUUGUAAUUCUGUUAUACGUGAAGCAGUAAAUGCUCAAAAUGCAUCAUUAAAAUCAUUGGCAAAUAGUUUGAACGAUCUUCUUCACACACAUCAAAAUGUUUUACGUCGUAAAAAGAUGAUCGAAUCAUACAUGAACCAGGCCAAAGACGUUGAAGCUUGGAUACAACCAAAAUCAGACAUUUUGCAUAGUAUUCUUAAUGACGAUACUUUAGGAGAAUCAACAGAAGGUAGAUUACGUGAACUUAUCGGCGAAGUCGAUAGUGUCGAAGCUGCACGUCAAGCAUAUAACAGUGCGUUUGAUUUCGCCAAAAACUUGGCAGAUAAAUUGAUUGAAGAGAUGACAUAUGAAAUUCAACGCGGAGGUGAAGAUGUUGAAGACAUAAAAGCAGAUCUAGAACUUGUAAGCUCUAGAGCACAAGAAAUUGAUGCAUUAUGGGUUGAAUUACAAGACAAUGUCCUCAAGUCUAAACAAAGAUUAGAACAAGCGCUUCAAGUUGUAGAGUUUAAGGAAAAAGCUAAAGGAAUUCUUUCAAAGAUUGAUGAUUUAUCUAGUGUAAUAACAAAUAGCCUGGUAGAAUCUGUAUCUGACACUGAAAUGAAAGAUUGGCAAGGUAGAUUAAACUCUUUGGAACAAGCAGAACUUUUUGAUUUAAUAAAACUUCACGAUUUAGCUCGAGAAAAUCUAAAAGAUAAUUUUGGUAUUCUGAGUGAUAAAGAAACUAAAGAGAUUGAAGCCAUCUUGAGUAACGUUAUUAAUUCUAUUAACUCGUUGAAAAAAUUAAUGGGUGAAAAGACUGAAGAAAUAGAAAUUUAUAAAUCUGCUCAAAUCGCCGGAGCUUAUAUUAAUCGUGCUAAUGAUCUACAAAAAUGGAUUGAUGACUUUAUCGCAGUUUUUGCGAAUGCUAAACCAACUUAUGGUAUUAUGGGAGGAGAUGAUAAUGAACUGAACACUAAGUAUUUCCAUGAAUUAGUUGCAGUUUUGGAUAAUUUCCAAAAUCAAUUGCCCUAUCGUAAUGAACAGAUUGAAAGCAUUCGUGAAGAAUAUGAAGAUAUCACCUCACAAGAGGGUAUUCGAGAAUUAAAAGAUAUAAUGAAAUGUCAGGAACAUCUUAAUAAAUCCUGGGAUGAACUUUUUGCGUCUGUAGAUGAUUUUAAGAACUUUACUACAAAAGUUGCUCAGUGGCAUGACCAACAUGGUACUAUCUAUCAGGUUGAAACUAAUAUAUUAGAUGGAUUAGAAUCUCGUAUAAACGCUUUGCCUAGUGUAGAUUUCUCAAAUUUGGAGGCUGAAGGCAAAGAAUUAGAUGAAAAUAUUAAAAAAGCUGCAUUAAUACUUGAAGAAACUAAAGCUGCAGCUAAUCAUGUUCCUUUCACACCGGACGAUAAUCUCGAUGAAACAAACCGACAAAACUUUGAUAUUCAUCACGAUAAAGCAAGUAAAAAACUAUUGGAAUUGUCAGAUGCGUUCAAAACUGCUCUCACUGCAGCUCACAAUGCCUCGCAAUUGGCAGCGUUCCAUGCCGAUGCAGAUCGAAUUAUUAAAGAAUGUUAUGAAGGAACUGCAGUAGUUAAAUCGAGACAUGAGGACCUUGAUCGCAGCGGCUACUAUGCUCUAGAAGUUGAACCACUCGCAAAUGUGCUUAAAAAAGCUAUUGAUGAAUAUACAGAAAGUGAAGACAAAUUGGGAAUUUAUGAUCAAAAGGUUAAGGUUGAUUUGAAGCAAGAAGCUGAUAAACUUAUUGACCAAAAUCCUGAAGCCAAUAAGGAUCGUAUAUUGAACAUUUUCAGUAAGGUGACAGGAGCUUUAGAGAAGUUUUCUGACACUGUCGCACUUGAACGUCGUGAACUCGAACUUGUACGUAGAGUUUAUGCACAUACCAAAUCUUCACAUGAUAUAAAAAAUUGGAUGUCAUCUUGUAAAUUAGCAAUGCUGAAUAUUCAAGUUGGUUCAAUCGGUAUAAUUGAUCAAGAAGCAGAGAUAGUGGAUUUAGAAGACAAAGUUGCUAGUUUCCAAAUUACAGUUGAUCAGUUCAAAGAUAUGAGCCACCGAGUUCUAAUACCUGAAGCCGAUAGUAGAGACAUUGAUGAGCCCCAACCUGAGGAAUCAAAUCCUAAAAUUAAAGAAGCUGUUCAGACAAGAACAAAUAGAGUUUUAGAGGAGUGGUAUGGUCUUAAUGAUCUACUUGCAAAAUUGAGGUCAAGCCUAAAUGCAUCGAAGGAAGCUCAGGAAGUAUCACGUACUAUUAAAGAUAUAUUAGUAGCCAUUGGUCAAGUCAAAGAACGAGUAUUAAAUGUUGAAUCUUUCAUUACUGGUGAAGGAGUUCCAAGGUUACCAACAAAAGAUGAUGUUAUUGAUGGUGUAAGAGAACUUGACGAAAUUCAAAAUGAAGUGGACAAUAUAUUAACACCUAGGAUUGAAGCACUAGAUGAUAUGAUAAAUAAUUUAACUGAAAAUGACAAGGAUGAAAUGAAUGCAUUAAUGAGUUCAUUACUUGAAGUAGUGGACGCUGCCACCACCACAACACCAGAUUGCCCACUUCAAUUAUUAAGCGUCAUUGACCUGCAAUCGCGUUUCACUGAAUUGGAUACCAAAUAUAAUUAUUAUCAUCCUAUCAUAGUCCAAAAAUUAGCAGACGCACAAAGAGCAGCAGAGCCAUUAAAAGAUGAUUGGAGAGUUGUUGACCGUCUAGGCAUUCUGAUAGAACAAUGGAAUGAAUUAAAUGAAGUUGCUUUAGCCAAAAGAGAUGAAUUAAGUCGUCUGCUUUCAGGUCAGAAACCAUUAAUAAAAACACGACCUGGACGAUCCAAUUCAACAUCAGCUAGAGUCAUCUCACCCGGUAGCUCCCCAUCACGUCUCAGGCAUCGAUCGUCAACAGCAACAACACGGGCCGCAUCAAGAACUCCAACACGGCUUUCUCCAAGCCCAACACCAGGUACACCAGGGUCUCCAAGACGUCCACCAAUCCGUCUCUUACCGCAUUCAGUCAACAAUUACAUUCCAGACCCUAAGGAUCAACUUGAUGUAGAAGUCGCGCGAAUAGUAAACGCGUGCCCUGUAAAGAUUAAAGUGUCUAUGGUUGAAGGAGAGCCUGGAAAGUAUAUGUUUGGAGAAGUUGAACCUAAGCUAUGUUAUUGUCGUAUUUUAAGAAGCCGUAUGGUAAUGGUUCGAGUUGGAGGAGGGUGGGCAGAGUUAUCGAAGUUCCUUGUUGAACACGCUAACUUGGAACAAAAGUACAUCCCCAAAGCCCGAUCUUUUGUCGGAUCUGACGAAACAGAGCCAAGAACCAACGUCGGUGAGUCCGCUGGUGGUCCCAGUUUUUAUGAGGCGAACAUCCGCUUCAUCCCGAAGGGACCAGAACUCCGUAUCGAAGGGUCAGAAGGGCUCGGCCCCUUGGCGUUGAAACGAAUGUCGUAUACUAGAAAAGUGAGUAGUCGAGAUACUAAUGAUAGAUCACGUUUGAUAAAACCAAGUAGCUUGGCAAAAUCACCAUCAGAGUAA
This is a messenger RNA of Dentiscutata erythropus, 6975 nucleotides long. The record is from the annotation of a GenBank genome assembly. Lineage: Eukaryota; Fungi; Glomeromycota; Glomeromycetes; Diversisporales; Gigasporaceae.